GAGAAAGCUGGGGAAGCUGCAGCCGGAGAAUAUGCCGCCGGCGGGGCCCUCCGCCCCCACUACGACGGGCAUCUGCGCCCAGACCCGUUCGGCCCCGCCUCGAUCCAACGCCCAGGUUCGACGACAACGUCUGCCCCGCUCCGGCGAAUUCAUCUGCACCCGUCGACUCCUCUUGCAGGACGCCCGUGACGGUUGGAGGGGAAGAGGAGGAGGUCGGAGGGGCCGUCAGAACGGGCGGAAGCAUACGCUGUAUGGGAGGUGGACGGAGCAGCCGGAGGUGAGCCAUCAGCUCAAGAGGCCACCACAACGACAUGCUGCAGACGGCAGAGCUGGUGCACCAGUCAUCGAUGGAUGCGGCUUCUUCGCUCCUGGUGACUGCCCUCAACGAAGGGAGGGACGUGAUCAUGGAUGGCACACUAUCUUGGGAACCAUUCUUCGAGCAAACAGUAGCCAUGGCAAGGACUGUGCACCAGCAGCGGUACCGCAUGGGCGUCGGCUACAAGGUUACUGAAGACUGGACAAUCACCGAGGAUUACUGGGAGCCGGUUCAGAAUUGCAGUACUGACGAAGAGAGCGAGAUGAGAUCAAGGAAGCCUUACCACAUUGAGCUCGUCGGUGUAGUCUGUGAUGCCUAUCUGGCAGUUGUCAGGGGAAUCAGGAGAGCGGUGAUCACCGGGAGAGCAGUGAGGGUGAAGUCCCAGCUGCAGUCGCACAAGAGAUUCGCAACGGCGUUCCACGGGUACUGCAGCGUGGUCGACAACGCGAGGCUCUACAGCACCAACUCCAUGGGCGGCCGUCGAAUUGGGCAGCAGGAAGUGGGCGCCCGUCAAGGCUGCCGGAGCUCACCCUGGAGGAGCAGCCAGACCGGCUGCGCGUUGAAAGGCAAGGCCGCUGAAGCUCUCUUCAUUUCCUUCGGCGCGGCAACGAGAGCUGCAGCGCCGACGUCGAUGCGGCAACCACCGGGACCAGAGCUGCCUCACUCGCGUUUCCGUAACUCGUUAGUCAACUGUGGGAUCCAUCCUUGUGCAAGGUGUACCUUGUGACUAGCAAGGCACCGAAUCUCUGUCCGUUGCUGUUGUGGGAUACUUAGUUUUUUAUUCUCUCCAUGAAGCGGGUCCCACUCGCAUGCAAUCAUUAUAGCAGGAUGAAAAGUGGAGUAGAACCGUGAAGUCGCUGUUAGUGGACAGACAGACAUGAGCAGCAUCCAAUGGUGUAGGAAUAGAUCUAACGGUAUUAGACGCAUGCACACGUACCCACCUGAUUACCAAAUUCA
Messenger RNA from Lolium rigidum, 1273 nucleotides. RefSeq names its product calmodulin calcium-dependent NAD kinase-like. The transcript is spliced from 4 exons. The record is from RefSeq and is a predicted model, not a curated record. The coding region runs from base 312 to 1043 and encodes 243 amino acids. NCBI's taxonomy places the organism in Eukaryota, Viridiplantae, Streptophyta, Magnoliopsida, Poales, Poaceae.